Molecule: messenger RNA, 5456 nt
Organism: Aquila chrysaetos chrysaetos
Lineage: Eukaryota; Metazoa; Chordata; Aves; Accipitriformes; Accipitridae
Gene: GCNT4
Product: glucosaminyl (N-acetyl) transferase 4
Exons: 2
Coding region: 1993-3360 (455 amino acids)
Cellular component (GO): membrane
Molecular function (GO): acetylglucosaminyltransferase activity
Source: RefSeq, a predicted model, not a curated record
CCUGGGAUCACACCAUACUUCAUGUCCCCAAACCUUUGCUGUGUUACCCAAAAUAUAUAUAUGAAUGUCUAUAGGCAAAUAUGUGUGAUUUCCUCUGUUCUUAUUUCCGUGUUCUCUCUCUCUUCCCCAGUUACUGCAAGUCAGUAGAAACCAAGGUCUAAUUCUAGUGCAAGUCCUUAUGUGGAGUUUCUAGCACGCUUUUGCCUUCAGCUUGGCCUUCCUUCCCAGCGCUUCCUUUAGCUGGCCAUAGCUUGGUUCACUACUUUCAACACUUUCAGUUCACAGGGGAGAAAGCUUAUCCUCUGGUUUUAUGGGGUUUAUAGGUUUUUAUGAGUGUUAUAUGAGCCCUAAGAGAGCUGCAGAAUUCUUCUGCAGCCUCCCGAAAAACGAGAUGCAUGCACCGGAUUGAAGCACGGAGGAAAGAGUGGAGCCCCACUGCCUGCUUGAAGAGUGUCAAGUAUUUUCUGGUCCUUCUGCAAGCCCAGCAUCAUUGCCUUAGGCAGACACAGACAGCUAAGCCUGACUGGAAAGUGCCUUGAGGGCAAGGACCGAAAGUUUCAAUUUGAGAGCAGCAUGGCUUAGCCUCUUGGGAGGGUUUAUUCUGCCGACUAAGGCCAAAACAGCAUUCAGUGAGUGGAAGGACUUGAUCUGCGGCUGAACUUUUUCAGGAGCGUGUGAAAUUCUCCCACCACCUUGUUCCUCCUUUUGUGUCAUUGUGCAGCUUGUGCAGUUGCAGAAAGCAAAAGACUUUAUGUGUUUGGAGGUGUAAAGCUGCCCCAAACAGCUUCUUGCAGGGAGGAAAAUACAAAAAAAAAAGCAGUGAAAUACACCAGUGAAAAACCCAGCCGUUUUCUGGGUGGGAUACAAAUAUUGCCAUCAUGGAUCUAAAUAACAAUCCCUCUUCUGGUCCAGCAGUAGAUAAAAGAAGAUUCCGAGACCAGAGCGAUGGGCACAAGAAACGUUUUUAUUGGUAAAAAUUUCCUGUCAGAAGUCUUGGCAGCUGGUAAUUGCCUGAUGUCGUGGUUCCAGGGAAUUUAACUUUCCAUCCAUAUUUAUGUAUUGGCGAAGGUAACUCUGGAAACUCUCAACAGCCAGCCUAUUGCCUAAUUCCUUCUUGAAUCCUGCUGAGCUCAUGGUCCUUAAGGUACCUUAUGACAGGCUAUAAUUAUGUGUUGUGUAAGAACACAUGUUUUGUUACACCACACAAAUGUGUUUCCCUUCUAUUUCUUGCAUGUCUGUUUUCUUUGAACAUCCCUUGCUUUACAGAUGCAAAGGUUAAAUAAAAACACCCAUUUACCUUCUCUGAAUCGUUCAGUACUUUGCAUCCCAACCAGUAAGUGCCCUGACCAGGUUAGAUGCUGUACAUGUGUGUAUAUAGACCAGCUGUGUGAUAUGUGUUGGUUGCAAGAUGAGAUCAGUCUCCAUUAAUUUCCUCAGGAGUCUCCUCACAUGUAGAAGAGAAAGUGCAAAUAUUUUACGAAACAAGGCAAGAUGGCAAUGCCACGCUCCCUUCCUGGUAUAAAAUCAUUGUGCAAAAGAUGGAAUGUUGGUCCUGUGUAUAAUAUGGUAGCACCUGAGAAAAAAAUACUCAUGAGCAGGAUAACCGGAGGUAGCAUCUAGUCAGUCCUACCCCAGGUAGGUGCUUCAUGUAGCCCUGGGUGCCUAUUCCCAUCUGCUGCGUGUCAUUUGUUCCCUCCUCCUCCUCCAGAGAGGACUGUGUGUACUGUGCACUGCUUUGUCUGAGUGGGGCUUUGAGUGCUGCAUGUGGUAAGAAGUAGGAGUUUUGCACUUGAAUCAAAACCUGAUGAGAUUUGUGGUGGCUCUUCUGUCCUGAGGGAUUUCAUUCCCUGGUCUUGCACUGUUCCUCAAGAAAUCCCGGUCUUUUGCAGAAACUAACUUCAUCCCAGUUAAAGGCAAAUGAUUUGUGCCUAAAGAACAAAGCUGUUGCCCUCAUGCUGAGAUACUGAGCCUGGCUGUGAAGCGCAUCAGAGAAUGAAGAGACGCAAGUGUCCCUACAAAUGUCCCUCACGAAGGAAGAUCCUGAUCCUGUGUGUUACGGGGUGGCUGAUUGCACUGCUGAAGCUCCUCCAUGUCGAAAGACACUUUUUUCCCUCUAAGGGUAUUUAUUUGGUUGAGCACUUCUUGAGCACUUCUUCUUACGUUAGAAACAGGUAUUCCUACCUUAGAAAUGAAUUCCAGUAUGAAAUUAAUUGUUCAUCUAUAUAUGAACAAGAUCCCCAUGAAAUUGGCAAGAGUUUAGAAAUAAGAAGAAAAGAGAUAAUUGAUUUAGCUGAUGAAGAUGUCAUAGCAAUGACGAGUGCUUGCCAUGCAUAUCGUUCACUUAGGAAAUAUCACCUAAAACCUGUUUCACCAGAGGAGGAGAGUUUUCCAGUCGCCUAUUCUUUGGUCGUUCACAAAGAUGCAGUAAUGGUAGAAAGGCUCAUACAUUCACUGUACAGUCAUCAAAAUAUUUACUGCAUCCAUUAUGACCAAAAAGCAGCAAAAAGUUUCAAAUCUGCUAUGAACAAUCUAGCUAAAUGUUUCCCCAAUAUUUUCAUUGCAUCAAAAUUGGAGACAGUGGACUAUGCACAUAUUUCGCGGCUGCAAGCAGAUUUCAAUUGUUUGUCUGAUUUGAUGGACUCUUCAGUUCCCUGGAAGUAUGUUAUUAAUUUGUGUGGCCAAGAUUUCCCUUUGAAGUCAAAUUUUGAGUUGGUUGCUGAACUGAAGAAACUCGAUGGAGGAAACAUGCUGGAAACUAUAAAGCCAAGCAGUAGCAAAAGAGAACGAUUUACUUAUCAUUAUGAACUUAUGAAAGUGCCUUAUGAAUACAUGCAGAUGCCUGUAAAAACCAACAUUUCCAAGGAUCCGCCACCUCAUAAUAUUGAGAUAUUUGUAGGCAGUGCCUAUUUUGUUUUAAGCCGAGCAUUUAUUCAAUAUACCCUUGAAAGCUCUCUUGCAAAAGAUUUUUUCGAGUGGUCAAGGGAUACAUACUCUCCGGAUGAACAUUUCUGGGCCACUCUGGUACGCGUUCCUGGGGUCCCUGGGGAGGUUCCAAGGUCAGCCCAGGACAUAACAGACCUACAAAGCAAAACUCGUCUGGUGAAAUGGAAUUAUCUUGAAGACCAUUUGUAUCCUCCCUGCACUGGUACCCACCUUCGCAGUGUCUGCAUCUAUGGGACUGCAGAAUUAAGAUGGCUUCUGAAUUAUGGACACUGGUUUGCCAACAAAUUUGACUCCAAAGUAGACCCUGUCUUGGUAAAAUGCUUGGCAGAAAAACUGGCAGAACAACAGAAAGAGUGGGUGUAUUUGUCCUCUGAUAAAUACUUUCUGCACAUAAAUUCUAUGAAUGCAUCUUUAUAGCAGCACUGUCUUCCCUGCUUUCGGUACUGUGUACUGUUAUAGCACAGCACCUGCAGUUCCUCUGCCUUGACCUGCUGCAGGAUGUUAGCAAGCGAAACAUCCGUUCUGCAUAAAGUUCAGGGCCCUUGAGAGCCCUUUUCAUUUAUUUAUGAAAAGUCAUGCCUCUCUGAUUAACUGUUUUGUAACUUGCCACAAUAAUCCUGUAAUUGUUCUUCAGCGUGAUUCUGAGAGGGUGAAGUUUGCUUUUGGAGGCUCUGGCACUGUCUGUCCCAAUGGAGUAUUUCAGAAAUGUGUUUUACAUCAAGGGUGUUUGCGUCUUUCCUAAGAAACUCCAGCUCAUCUGUCUGUCCGUCCCCUUUUCCUUCACUUUUGUUUUUCUUAAAGUUAUGAAACCAAGACCUCUGUAUCUGCUACCUCAGGAAAACUGGAAGUACCCAGCUCACGGACAAAACCAAGAGAUCAGCAUGACACCAAAUAAGCCAUGUGGCCUCACCUGAAUUCCCAAACUUCCCGUCUGUGGGAGCUGGCAAAGAUCUUUGCAAUGUGAAUAUGACUGGAUGAUAUAAGGGAAAGAAGAUCCUUAGAUACUGCAUUGUCUGUAGCAUUGCUCUCUUCUCCCAGCUCAUCUGUGCAUUGCUUUUCCUUCUGUGCAGCGUGUGCUCAGGUGCUGUGCCAUGCCUGUGAAAUCGGUGGUGGUUGAUUGAAACAGAAUUAUGCGCUGUUAUUCGUCAAAGGCAGUACAUGAGCGUGCCCUAAAGGUAGUCUCUGCAGCCCCUUAGAGCAGAUAUCCAUGCCCAAAGAGGUCGAUCUUCAUUUCUGUCUCUGCCCAUAGAAAUAGCCUCCUGUGAAAUGCCAGUCCUCUUGAGACAGUAUGUCUAACACACAGUGGAUAACAAGUGCUAUUUCUAAUUGGUGUUCAGUGAUGUGGUGCUAUGUUGAAAUGCAACACAUGCAAAGUCGAGUGGUAAUCGUAAGAAUAGACGUAUUGCAGAGAUGCAGACCCUGUGGAGAAGUGUGUUUCUGUGCAAGUCUCGUGGCCUUGUGCCACCACGAUCCCAGGCUGACGGGUGCCUGAGCGAGCCCUGGUUCAGCUGUAGAGCAACUGUUCUCCCACAGCCUUUGCUUCCCAUGGCCCUGCCAGGAGCCUCCUCGCAGCCGGGCUCCCCAUGCUGGGGGGUGAGGGAAGUGUUUGUUAGUGCAGGGGUCUCUGCAGAAACUGUUGCAACUCAGAAAUGCCCCUUGGCAUUUGCGGGGGUUCCUCUGGAACGUUGCUCUGCCACAAGUUCGGUUUCAGUGGUUCCAGUGGACCCUGGGCUCUAGCUUGCUCCGUGCUGCUGUCCUCUUUCUACCCAUCUGGCUUUUAUUAAGGGGCCUCUUCCCACAAGUGACUUUGGGAUAUCUGGUCUUAUCGAUCCAUAAAUUGCUGCAGUAACGACUGUGUCUUGUACCCAUGAGAAAUCUUUGUUUCUUAUUUGAGUUGAAAUAACCAAGUCAUUUUUUGGUCUCAGUUUUUGUUUAUAAAUUUAGUCAUGGUCAAAUCAUCUGUGGCUUAAGAUUGUGUUUGAGAGUCAGGAGUCCCGGUCUUGUUCCCCAUUUGUGACACUGAUUUCCUAUGAGACCUCAGACAAGGCAUCUGAGUUUUCUCUUUCAGCUGUUCCAGCUGUAAAAUGGGAACAAUGAUGUUCUAUUAUCUUGCUAAGCACUUCAAAACCUAUGGGUGUUGUGGGUUGGUUGCACAGCACUAAUUGCUUAUCAAAUUGUUUAUGGAGUCUGUGGACGCACAGGUCAAGUAUUUCUUUGAUGUAUUGUUUCUGAAAUAAAUGAGGAUUAUUUUUAAAGUGUGUGUUGCUUACUCCAGUGACUUGCCAUGCUGCCCACAGCUGUCCUGACUUGAUGUGAUUUAUAGACACUUUGUAGAAAAUGAAAUAUUGGCAGUAUUUACAGAUUCAUACAUCAGUACUUGUAUAUAAAGUAAAAAGUUCCCACAUGGAAAAAGGUUAAUAAAAGAGAAUGUUAGGAUCCCAGAGGGCCAAGCCACAGCCUUCUGUACAUAUAAAUUGAUGUUUAAUGGUAUAUUUAAAAUUUUUUAUUUACUU